Zasmidium cellare ATCC 36951 is the source of this 576-nucleotide messenger RNA. RefSeq lists its product as uncharacterized. The coding region runs from base 1 to 576 and encodes 191 amino acids. The record is from RefSeq and is a predicted model, not a curated record. The transcript has 2 exons. Lineage: Eukaryota; Fungi; Ascomycota; Dothideomycetes; Mycosphaerellales; Mycosphaerellaceae.
AUGUCUGACGAGCCCACCGACCGCAAGAGAAAAGCGGAGAAGAGCGUCACCCCCGACGAAGACCGUACUCCUGACAAAACCAUCAAGUCCGAGCAUAACUACCUGGAGCCCACCUCAUAUGACCCAGAAGCUAUGGGUGUGAGCCCCAUGGGUCUGGAGCGGGUAGCCGCAAAUAUCCGAGAGGUGACUGCUGAGCGACGCCGUGAAGAGGACGAGCGUCGGAGACAGCGGGACGCUCCCAGUCCGCUACCGCAGCCCGAGCAACGGCGGCGGCAGCAGGGAGAGGGAGAAGAUUCUGCCAGCUAUUCGCCGCCGACAGUUGAGCAAUUGUGGGCUGAUACCCCGUCGGAUGGAGAGGCGAGUGCGUCUGGACCGGCCUCACCCUCGUCCAGAGUGUAUGAUUCUCAAGGUUCGAGUUCUUCGUUCAAGACGCAGAUCAGUUACAAGAUGUCGGAAUAUGGUGAUGAGGAGGUGAAGGAGGAUGAUGGAGGUGAGGGACAGAGCAAGCCGGAGGACGAUGGCGGAGGAGUAAGAGAGAGCAAGCCGGAGGAUGGAGACAAGAUGAAGGAUGACUAG